Hippocampus comes (tiger tail seahorse) is the source of this 5786-nucleotide messenger RNA. RefSeq names its product adenylate cyclase type 1-like. Gene Ontology annotation, biological process: adenylate cyclase-activating G protein-coupled receptor signaling pathway; intracellular signal transduction; cAMP biosynthetic process. The record is from RefSeq and is a predicted model, not a curated record. NCBI's taxonomy places the organism in Eukaryota, Metazoa, Chordata, Actinopteri, Syngnathiformes, Syngnathidae. Gene Ontology annotation, molecular function: adenylate cyclase activity. The transcript has 20 exons. Gene Ontology annotation, cellular component: plasma membrane. The coding region runs from base 1610 to 5065 and encodes 1151 amino acids.
UUGCACUUCAUAGAGAGGCAGGUCCUCCAGAAACACAAUUAUUUAUACAAGCCAUCAAAAAGUCAAGUUUUAAAUGGAAAUGUGUAACGUUAAUAACCAACUUUCAGUAACAUCCAGUUAUACUCCAUCUAUAAUUGAUCUCAUUUGGAAAAUAUUCUGAAAAUUGACCAGUGAGUGCUCUUCUAUGCGUUCCCAUCGGACUGCAGAGUUGGACUCCUGCGAGUGGAAUAGCGGGGAAGGGAAUUGGGGGAGGGGGGUGGAGGGCAACAGAAGGCAUGAGUGUCCUUGUAGCUUGUAUGGCUGGACUUGUGCAUGGACUAUCCAUCUGUCAACUUUGUUCCUCCCCAGUCUGUGACUGCAUGGUGACUAAUCUUUCUGUGGUAAUGAAUGAAACAAGAGCUGCUGGUGGUGGCGGUGCCAACACAGAAAUGAUCUAUUUACAUACAUGCAUGCUGUCACUUAUUUGUGCUCUCGAAGAAAACCGUGCGAGAGGCUUCUCAUUGGGGUGCUAGCCCUCGAAAGGGCUGCUCCUUUUUUAAACUCUUUAUUUAAACAACAAAAUCAAAACACAUCAUUUCAUCGAACCAAAGUGUGCUAACUUAAUGCUAGCAUAUAAUGCAACGCGCCAGACGCAGGCAAACUAAAAUAGGCAUUGAUCUUACGGGUAAGUAUUAUGUAAACAAUCAACCAACUGCCACGUGAAAACACACAGAGCAGAAAGACACAAAAAGAGUGGAUACAGCAAUACUCACAGGCAUAUAUUGUCUCUGAUCUGUGGGAACGAUGACUAUUACCGGAGCUUAUGGGUUGGCAACCUUCUCUGCCUCUUCUACUUGCUCUUGUCUGUCAUGUGAAGUUUGCACGCUGAACUGUGAUUGGUCGUUACUUGAGCUCUGACCAACUAUGAUGUCAUUUUCAGUCGACAGCAAGUGGCAAAAUGUGUUUUUAAAAGUGUUAAAUUGUAAAAAUAAUGAAGUUAUCAGAUUCAUUACAGACAAAAUAUAAACUUUUUGCUGUUGAAAAUUGCAAAAUUUGUUCCCCUUUAUUGCCUCAUAAUUUCGAAUGUUGUGUAAUUUGACAGCCAACUUAUUUUUAUUACGAUGCUUCUGUAUUCAGUAAUGACUAAUCAAUAAUCAAUAUUGUCAGAAAUAAAGGUCCCGGAAUCCAGGUUUGCUCAGAGGGUAUUCAGUAUAUAGAGACUAGGUGGUCGUUUGGUCUCAACGCACUUUUUUGGUCCACAGGCGUUGAUGGAUGCGAGUAGGACGCGAUCAUGUCAAGCAAAUUCGACUGUUUUAAUGACGGAAAGGCGUGUAGGUGGUAGACAAGAGAGCGAGAGAAAGGGGCUGCUGUGUGUGGACAGUCCCAUUAUUAUGGUCUUGAGACUUAACGUCGGCCUCUCACUGCGCACGCGUGAUCCCAGCUGAGCCUGAGCCCCGUGAAGAGCCGCUAAGUUGCGAGUGGACGUCGCUCCGUCUUCAUACAGAUAUUUAUAUUUUUGUACAUUUAUCUUGCUAUAAAGAGAUGAAGCUCCUAGUGCCUUGUCGUGGAUAAAGUGCGCCCCCCUCGCCCCCACCCCCCCAAAAAGGAAUCGGGACUACAUCUUCAGUUUAUGAAUGGCCCCGACAUGGAGGAAGCGCCGUUUGAGAAAGUCCGAAGCCGGCGGAAGAGGAGUCCGUGUCCGCCGGGCUUCCCCGUGAGCAGCAUCGCUUGCGAGGACGAGUUCGAUUGCAAGGAGCUGGAGUCUCUGUUCCAAAACUACAACCUGAAACUGGAGCAGACGUCCACGCUCAAGGCGCUCGCCGUGCUCAUCGUCAUGUCGUCGGCGCUGGCCGGCGCGGAGCUCCUGGGCGGCCCCGGCCACCUCACCAUCUCUAAGGGCUCGCACCCGGUGCACUGCGUCGUCUUCACGUCGCUCUUCAUCGUCACCAACGUCAAGUACCUGCAGGUGACCCAGUUGCAGCAGAUCGUCAACCUGAGUCUGCUCUUUGGAUUCACCUUCGCCUUCCUCUGCUGUCCCUUCUCGCUGGGCGCCCCGGGCUCGGAGCCGCAGACGUCGCCCGACCAGGGCGUGUGGCAGCUGGUCCUGGUCACCUUCGUCGCCUACGCGUUGCUGCCCGUCCGGACACUGCUGGCCGUACUCUUCGGGCUCAUGGUGUCCAUGUCGCACCUCAUUGUGACCGCUACCUCCGUCAGGACGCAAAAACUAUGGAGAACGCUGGCGGCCAACACGGUGCUGUUCACCAGUGUCAACCUGUCGGGCCUGUUUGUGCGCAUCCUGACAGAGCGAGCCCAGAGGAAGGCCUUCCUGCAGGCGCGCAACUGCAUAGAAGAGCGACUUCGCAUGGAGGACGAGAAUGAGAAACAGGAGCGCCUCCUCAUGAGUUUGUUGCCCAGGAACGUCGCCAUGGAGAUGAAGGAGGACUUCCUGAAGCCGCCAGAAAGGAUCUUUCACAAGAUCUACAUCCAACGACAUGACAACGUCAGCAUCCUGUUUGCAGACAUCGUUGGCUUCACCAGCUUGGCCUCCCAGUGCACCGCCCAGGAACUGGUUAAACUCCUGAACGAGCUUUUUGGAAAGUUUGACGAGCUUGCUACGGAGAACCACUGUCGCCGCAUCAAGAUCCUGGGUGAUUGCUACUACUGCGUGUCUGGCCUGACGCAGCCCAAGACGGACCACGCCCACUGCUGCGUGGAGAUGGGACUGGACAUGAUUGACACCAUAACGUCAGUGGCAGAGGCCACGGAAGUCAACCUGAACAUGCGUGUGGGCCUGCACACGGGCCGGGUGCUGUGUGGGGUGCUGGGCCUCAGGAAGUGGCAGUAUGACGUGUGGUCCAACGACGUCACUCUCGCCAACGUGAUGGAGGCCGGUGGACUGCCUGGGAAGGUCCACAUCACCAGAUCCACACUAGAGUGCCUAAAUGGAGACUACGAGGUGGAGCCGGGAAACGGUCACGAGCGUAACGUCUUUCUCCAAAAACACCAGAUCGAAACUUUCUUUAUCGUGCCAUCUCACCGACGCAAGAUCUUCCCAGGAUUGAUUCUGUCGGAUAUCAAGCCGGCCAAAAAGAUGAAGUUCAAGACGGUGUGCUACUUGCUGGUGCAACUCAUGCACUGCCGAAAGAUGUUCAAGGCUGAGAUCCCCUUCUCUAAUGUCAUGAACUGUGAGGAUGGUGAUAAGCGGAGGGCCAUGAGGACAGCACCGCAAAAGCUGAGAAACCGGCCCAACGCUCACCAGGCCAACGUGGUCCAGAACAGCCCCAGAACGCGGGUCAACCGUUACAUCGGGCGGCUGAUCGAGGCCCGGCAGACCGAGUCGGACACGGCCGACCUCAAUUUCCUCACGCUCAUGUACAAGUGCUCGGAACGCGAGCAGAGGUACCAUCAGAUUCCGGAUGAGUACUUCACCAGUGCUGUGGUUGUGUCUCUGAUCCUCGCUGCUUUGUGUGGCCUCGUCUAUCUUCUCAUCAUACCGCAGGGUACAGUGGUGCUGGUGCUGCUUGUCUUCUGCAUCUGUUUCCUGGUCGCAUGCAUCAUGUACCUGCAUAUCACAAGAGUACAGUGUUUUCCAGGAUGCCUGACCAUUCAGAUUCGCACUGCUCUCUGCAUUCUCAUCGUGCUCUUUAUCUACGCUGUGGCCCAGGCCUGUGUGGUGGGCUGCAUGCCGUGGCUGUGGGGUCCCGCCAGCACCAACAGCUCCAUCGUCAUCAUCGACACCGACAACGGCGCCAGCCGUACCAUGGCCGAGAUGCCCUGCGAGGGCGCCCACUACGCCUUCCUGUCAUGCGCGGUGGGCACGCUCACCCUGGCGCUCUUCUUGCGCGUCUCCUGGCUGCCCAAGAUGGCGCUGAUGCUCCUGCUGGGAGUGCUCUAUGUCACCGUGCUGGAGCUCAGCGGUUUUCGCAAGACCGCCGGUGGGGGGUCCUUCCACAUCCGGGGCUAUGAGCCCAUCCUGUCUCUGUUGCUUUUCGUCAGUGCCCUCGCCCUCCACUCCAGGCAGCUUGACCUCAAACUGCGCUUGGACUUCCUCUGGGCUGUGCAGGCGGAGGAGGAAAGGGAUGGCAUGGAAAAAGUCAAACUGGACAACAGGCGGAUCCUGUUCAAUCUGUUGCCGGCACACGUGGCCCAACAUUUCCUGCUGUCCAACCCCAGGAACAUGGUGAGCCCAGCUCAUAGACAAGCAGACACACACAAACAGGACUUAUACUACCAGUCGUAUGCGCAAGUAGGCGUCCUGUUUGCCUCCAUCCCAAACUUCAACGACUUCUACAUCGAGUUGGAUGGCAACAACAUGGGAGUGGAAUGCUUGAGACUGCUCAAUGAGAUCAUUGCAGACUUUGAUGAGCUCAUGGAUAAAGCGUGCUACAAAGAUAUUGAAAAGAUCAAGACCAUAGGCAGCACGUACAUGGCAGCUGUGGGCCUCGUCCCAACUAUUGGAACCAAGGCCAAGAAGUCAAUUUACGACCACCUGAGCACGAUAGCAGACUAUGCCAUUGAGAUGUUUGACGUGUUGGAUGAAAUCAACUAUCAAUCUUAUAAUGAGUUUGUCUUGAGAGUGGGGAUCAAUGUUGGCCCAGUGGUGGCAGGGGUCAUCGGGGCACGGCGACCUCAGUAUGACAUCUGGGGGAAUACGGUCAACGUGGCCAGUCGCAUGGACAGCACGGGAGUACCAGGGAAGAUUCAGGUGACGGAGGAGGUCUACCGCCUGCUGAACUCCGACUACGACCUGGUGUGCCGCGGCAAAGUGAGUGUGAAGGGCAAAGGCGAGAUGUUGACGUACUUCCUGGAGGGCAAGGUGCAGGGCGUGGGCACGGCCACCACCUCCUCGGUGGUACGCUCGGCAAGCCUGGCGCGCCGCAUCCACUCUUGCGGCAAAACCAGCGUGCCCGCCAACCUGGGCAGCGUCUCCUCCGUCGCCGCCUCCCCCAACAGCCAGCCCACGUGCUUGCCUUCUUCCCGCGUGCCUGCGGUGGGUGAGGAGGAGGAAGAGGAGGUGGGGGAGGAUCGAGAUGUGACAGAGAUUGAGAUUGAGGCUGUGGCGACUGCGGCUGAUGCUGCGGUGUAGACACAAACACAAGUGUGUGACCUCAGUGAAGGUACGAAGAGCCAAGAUGGAGGCCUUGAGGAGAGCGGCCUGCAUGUUUCCUGCAGGUGUGACGCUCAUUGAGGAAAUGAGUCCAGACAAUCACUUGCUGUUUCUUGUUUUGUUUUUUUUUUUAGGGAAUUUCAGCUGCUCUCUCUUCUUUGGACACACUCAGACACUCCAUCCUUUCUUUGCAGGUAAAACAAAUUCUGCAGAGGGGGCUAUUCUACAGUAUGUGUAUUUAAAAAAAAAAAAGACUGAUCUUGCUAUUAUUGCUUUUGCACAGUCCUUCUAAUGAUGCCAAGGAUGCAUUGUAUUAUUUGCAGUCGUCGCACAGUGUUUCUUAUGGUGCGCCUAAGCAUGUGUGUGCGCGCGUGCACUUGUUGUGAGUGUGUAUGGUGAUGUAUCAUUCGAUGACACAGCACAACCACAUUUGGAACACUUUUGCUGACACAUUUCUUAUCACUGGUGCAUGAUCUUUUUACACCUCGACAGCCAUAGCUACAAUCCCCCUUGCAAGAAAACCAAAGGAAUGAUAUUUUCAACAUGGCAUCCACCAGGUUCGCACAUGUGACUCUUUCACAAACCAUCUGAUAAGCUCAAAUGUGUCUUUUUUUUUUCAACCCCACUUGAACAAACUACAGUGGAACCGCUAAGGGUUGAUUGUAAGGCAUUGAAGGUUGCUUUACAUUUGUUUUUAUUU